Ylistrum balloti is the source of this 2730-nucleotide messenger RNA. RefSeq names its product 14 kDa phosphohistidine phosphatase-like. Gene Ontology annotation, molecular function: protein histidine phosphatase activity. Bases 273 to 686 code for a protein of 137 amino acids. Gene Ontology annotation, cellular component: cytosol. The transcript has 3 exons. Gene Ontology annotation, biological process: peptidyl-histidine dephosphorylation. NCBI's taxonomy places the organism in Eukaryota, Metazoa, Mollusca, Bivalvia, Pectinida, Pectinidae. The record is from RefSeq and is a predicted model, not a curated record.
AGGCAGGCAGCAGCAGUAUCAGACAGCGGAGGAAGUUCACCACUUUUGUUUGGAAUUUUGCCAUGCCCAUUCCAUGUGAAAUCUAGCUAGAGUGACUUUAUUUACGUUCGAAGUGUAAUAACAUUGUUUGUCAGAGAAACAGCGAAUGAAGACGGUUUCCCUUCUGAAGAGUUCUCGAUUCCCUACGUGUCCUUUCUGAACUCAUCUUUCUAGUGUAUACAGUUCUUUCCAGACAUCACAGCAGAACUUACUUCGUCUUAACAUAUUCCAUUAUGGCAGGAGUAAACCCAGUAGCUACAGCAUCGCCCGGUGCUGCUAAAAACUGCCUUCUAAAAACCAUCCCCGAUGUCGAAAUUGACACGGGCAAGUUCAAAUACAUUCUAGUCAAGGUUCACGACCCAGCACCUGAGAAAAGCCGGGAAUACAAACAUAUCGUACGUGGAUCCUCAAAAGCUGCGUACCACGCUGACAUAUAUGAAUUAUUGGAGCCAAUCAUUGAAGAGAAAGGUUUGGAUUGUGAAUGUGUGGGUGGUGGAAGGAUAGAACAUGAUGCUAGCUCCAAAAAAAUAAAGAUUUAUGGAUAUUCACAGGCCUAUGGAAAAGCUGACCACACUGUUACCUACUUAAUGCUUCAAAGGAAGUAUGGCAGUGACUACAAUGUCACAUUCAACAAUGAUGGCUACUAGAGGCUUCACAUCAUAUUCCACAUUUUGACCCGAUUCUGGAGGAGUACACAUUAUAUUAGGCCUAAAAUUGGUACUGUGAGCCUUUGUUGUCAAACACCACUCAGCAUUAUAAGAUCUGGAGGUGAUAAGCUUUAAAUACUACAAGUGUGGUGAAAUGACUGGAGGUGAUUGACUUCUGGAACAGGAUUGCAUGUAGUACCACAUUUAAAAUUAAAUUAGAGAUUGUUAAACAUUUAACUUGCAUGAAAUUAAUGUGACUGCCAUUAUGUAUAUGCUUGACUAUCCUGAAUCACAUUGUCACAUCAGUACCAUAUCUACUUACAGUCACCAUGGUAACCUGGUAUGACAACAUCUAUCAACAGUCACCAUGGUAACAUUCUGUGACCAUGUAUACCUAUGGUCACCAUGGUAACCUGGUGUGAUCCUGUCUUCUUACAGUCACCAGGGUUACCUGGUGUGAUCACGUCUAUCUAGUCAUUAUGGUAACCUGGUGUGACCAUAUCUACCUAGUUAUUAUGGCAACCUAGUGUGACCAUAUCUACCUACAAUCACCAUGGUAACCUGGUGAGACCAUGUGUGUUGUAGAGAUACUAUCAUUUCAUGAUGUUACUACUGUAGAAUUAAUAUAGUAAUGUCAUAUGACAAUGAUAGCCUACUGCAGAUUUGCUAUGGCAACCUUAUUUUACAAGAACUACCCACAUAAAAUCUACAUGUCACGGCAGAUACUUAUAAUUUUAAAACAAACUGAAGGUCAUCAAGUAUAUUUUGUACAAAACAAAUACAUGUUUAUUUGAAUUGUGUUGAAUAGUGUUUUGCAUGUUCUUUGUUUCUUUUUAUGAAUUGAUAUAAUGAAGAAAUUAAUUUUAGUAUUUUUCAUCUUUCAAAACCAAUUUAGGAUUUUUUCGUGGUAUUAUGUGUAAAUCUACCAAUUUAUGUUCACUAUACAAUCAAAUAGCACAAAGUCACUUGCCAAAAAGAAAUGUGUUCAUGAUUUUUACAAAGGUUAGAAAAUGCAUCUAAUAUUGUAAAUGUUUGUUUGAUCUACCAAAUAAAUUUUCAUUUGUGGUGGUAAUUUACAUCAUAUGGUAAACAUUUUCUGAUGUAUUGUACAGAAUUUUAGUUCACGUGAAAUGCUAAUUAUUGUUGGUAUUUGUAUUUAAUAUUUAUAGUUGAAAACAGAAUCGUAUUUACUUGAAGUGGUUGUAGUAACCAUUUUAUUUGAACGUGAUGAAUGAAUAUCUGGUAAAAAUGUGCCUUCAUUUUUGUUUUCAAGUUUCCAUAACUGUUUUUGUGGAAAGACAUUUUUUUCUUUUCUUUUUUUUUGGCAAUGUUUGUUAUGUGGUUGAAUUUAGUGCUAAAUCAGACAAGUUUAAAAAAAUCUAUCCUGAGACAUAAGCCAAAGAUUAUCAAAUUAAUUUAAAAUUAUGUCACACUCUGUACAUACAUGUGUCUUUUGAAUAUAAUAAAAGCUUUCUAUUGUAUUAUGAUAUUUGUCAGGUUAGAGGAAGUCAGCUACCAGAUGCCUUAAGCACUGUAAGCUAUUGUUGUCACUUUGGAUUGUGCUGGUACUGAUAAUAAUGGGUUGUAUUGAUUGAACUUAUAAAUUACAAACAAUCAAUAAAUAGUUCAACUUUGUUGUUUUUAGUGUACUUUAGUUUAUCAAUGUAAAAUAAUAUGCAUUUUAUCAAUGUAGCAAAAUUUCUCUUACUUGUGAGUUUUGGUAAAUUAAUGCUGUUUCACACUAGAGUAUAUGAGGUACUGUUUUAACCUGGUAUAAUGAAAUCUACCAGAGGACAUUUUACUUGCAGCUGAUUACAAAUCAAUUACAGAAAGAAAUGUUUCACUUUGAAGACAAUGAACUUUAUAUAUAUCAUGAUAAUUAUACUUUCAGCAUUAAUAAAGAAAGAUGCAAAAUUUUGGCCGUCCUUUUAUCAUCACUUGCACCUAAUAAUGUGUGUGUUAAGGCCGUCCAUUUGGUGGAAACUUGAAAGCAACAGGAUAUUUUCAUUGUAUGUGUUGAAAAAAUAAAUUAUGUCGUAUCUAG